AUGCUUGCCGAAAGUGAAUAUCUCAUCGCUCAACAAAGCAUACAGGAUGCAUACCAGAAGCAUGAGGACCAAAAGCACAAAAUCCAGAAGCAAGAAAAGCAGAGAUUCUGCAGUGGGGAGCACAUCUUAUUAAGUCUCCAACUUCUCUUGCUUCUAGUACCUUUGACGCUCAGCAUUCUGCUGCUAUACGGCGAUAUCGCUGCCUGGCUCUUGCCGGGGACUCUCUACAACAUGGUGAAUAAAUGGCGCUCCUCUGUUCAAACAGCAGUUCAAGUCAUUUCUGCUGCUCUGGCUGCUAUCGAAGUCUUUGCACUUUGUCGCUUGAUCAAUCUGGCCACCCGAAUCUUUUUUACAAAAGCCCCUAUGUCACUAGAUAUGCUUGGAUUUUGGUCCGCCAUAUCAACACCGACAGUUAACUGGAGCCACCCGGUCUGGAUGAUAAUCAUUACUUUCCUCUUCAGCAACCUUCAUACUUCUUUCUCGGCCGUCUGGGCUGGUGCUCUCACUCCAGUAGACACCUUGGGGGUCCACAACACCACUGUCCAAAUCCCUGACUGGUCCAAUAUCACCCUCAUUAAGGAAUACCCAAGUCAGAUUGACUCAUCAGGCCCAUCUAUUCGGAACACCAAAGGCUACUUUACGUACUCAGUUGGCAUGGGCCUUCUUGGAUCUCUACUUGCUUCAGCGAAUUCAGCCUCAACGGUCGAUGGCAGCAUUCGCAACCACAACAAACUUGAUAACACACGAUACAAUUACCAUGGCCGAUCGUACGGAGCAGGUGCAAGCGCUGGUCUCAAUGAUCAGUCUGUUCUCAGCAUCCCCCAUGCAGUCAAUUAUACGUACACCGAGGUCGCUCUCGCAUCUUCGGUUUCCUGCAUCUACAACAGUAGCUCGGAUUUCGGUCUGCAAUCGCAGAGUGACACCAAUGCUUAUCCUGCAACAGGAUAUCUCCCAGACAGUACCAGCGGCGAGUACUCCACAUACAUUGGCUAUGGCAAAAGCGCAAUCGUCGCGAUUGGCGUGGCGGCUCAACCUAUCUCAUGGACAACCCCAACGCGAUAUAUGGCUAUAGCAGCGGGUGACGCGUAUGAAAAUCUCAAUCAAGUCCAGUGUGCUGUGAGCUUUAGCCCGACGCGAUUCAAUGUCUCUGUAGACGUGACCAACCGCCGAAUUACUGUCCAGAAGUCGCUUUCUGAAACAGCAAAAAUCCCCAACAUCGACCCUCGGGGCAACUUGACCCAUGUUUUAAUGCGUCAACUGGAACUGAUAUCCAAUGAUCAGACGAGUUUCUAUCGCUCGACCGUUGGAGAUGCCUUCAACGCUAGUAUUAGCGAUUACCGGACUUCACUCAAAACCAACGAGACCACAAAUAGGACGUCAGAGUUCCAAAUUACUAUGAAAGGCGUUGAAAAUGCCGUUAUUUCCUACAUUGAUGACAUGCUCGUUGCGUAUGCAUCCGCUCAACUACAAGUCGGGGGAUUCACAACUUCCACGCCGACCGUGGUCCAUGUUGACGCUCUGCGUAUUGGGUCGCGAGGCUAUAUCAUUGCAAGUGCAUGCAUCACUCUCGCGAUUAUACUGCUAGUCGUUGCUGAAGCCAUCCGUAUGCGAGGUUGGAGGGCACUCCCGGCCUUCGACUACCUAGAUACUCCAAUACUAGUCAUUAGAGCUUCCAAAGGAGUCCGUGGGACUACUCAAAGCGCUCAAAAUGGGGGACACAAGCCAUUGGAUCGAGUCCUGGUUGUGUGGAAGGGAGAGGCGCUUGACGACGUAGGAUUAAUUUCUGUCGGGACUCCUCGCAAGGGAAGUAAAAGGCUUUUGUCUGGUUAA
Molecule: messenger RNA, 1830 nt
Organism: Penicillium nucicola
Lineage: Eukaryota; Fungi; Ascomycota; Eurotiomycetes; Eurotiales; Aspergillaceae
Exons: 1
Coding region: 1-1830 (609 amino acids)
Source: RefSeq, a predicted model, not a curated record